Plutella xylostella (diamondback moth) is the source of this 3958-nucleotide messenger RNA. RefSeq lists its product as uncharacterized. NCBI's taxonomy places the organism in Eukaryota, Metazoa, Arthropoda, Insecta, Lepidoptera, Plutellidae. The record is from RefSeq and is a predicted model, not a curated record.
CGUUUUGGUGAGCGCGCGCGCCGGCCGUAAGACUCGGGCGUCAGUGCUGCAUCGACUGUGGCCGAGGUAGCCUCCACUUAGCAACGUGCUUAGAUCACCGGUGACUUAUCGAUCUUUUGUGUUUUUUUUUUCUUCCUCGACGCAUGGACUUUUAGACUCUUUGGUGUGUGAAAGUGCUAUCAGGAUAUAAGACCGGGGUACAGGCUAUUGCGGUGUUCACGGAUUCAUUGCUGUUUCUGAAAGAGGUCACCUACAAGAAACUUAUAGCUAAGGUUGGACGAAGCAUAAACUGGUGAAGAACGAUGUGCCAUCAGCGACGCCAACUAUUGUACUGACAAAUUAAUCCCGAGUCGAGUUGAAACACCUUGAGCCAUGGAUUGCAGAAUCCUACUUCUGUUUGCGGUAUCAGCGCAUUUGUGCAGCGUAGCGUCGAGCGAUGGCGCCCUGCUCACACAGACGGUGUACGGUUUCCUGGACUUCACCACCACCAUCGGUAACACCGUCAUGGUGUUCUCGCCCGCCUCCGCGCCCGCACCAGAACCACCAACAACUGAAAAAGUCGUGCAAGAAAACAUUAUCGAAACGAAACCACCGCCUAUUGUAAAUGCAAAACCAGAAAAUAUUAAACCAAGUAAACUAUCAGACACAAAAGAUAACACAAAGAAACCUGCCUCCCCGGUGGUUUUGUCAAGUGCCGUAUCUGUCGUAACAUCUCCUCCGAAAAAAGAAGAGAAACCAAAACCUGUCAUCAAAGAAAUAAAACAAGUCAUUUCAAAAGUUGAAGUGGUUGCCAGUCCUUCCAAAAUCGUAGAAAACCCUCCGAAACAAAAUGCACCUAAAUCAAACAAGCCGAGCCCACAAUCAAGCAAAAAGAAAGAGCAACCCAUCAAAAGUGUGACAAAUAUUGUGAGCAGUAAAGUUGAAGUCAAAGAAGGACCACCACCGUCAGCCACUCCCAAACUUCACAGUGUUGUUGAAAUCAAGUCCAGUGAACCAGCUGAUGAGGAACCGGCCAUUUUAAUCACCAACAAUAACAUUGGAGAACCAGAAUAUGACUUUCUAUCCAGGCAACCCUCCGAGUUUGUUGAAGAAACAUACAAAGUUAUCAACCUACGCCCGUCAAAAGCCCAUCAGCAAAAACCUAAACAUAAGAAUCGACCUCCAACACCGCCACCUGAAGAUGAUGACGAACAUCCGAUAGGACUGGUGACUACGUUGGGUGGAACUAUUGUAAGAGAUGGACUCACAACAGUUCAUGAAACAAGCGUAAUCGGAACUUACAUUUCUGGGAAAUAUGCUCAGGUUCUGAAUAGCAAUUCACGAGUUCUUCAGCCUUCUGGACAUAAAGCAAAGAUUUCGCCGACACCAACGCACAGGAUUCUUAAGACACCAGCUCCGGGUAUAUCUAAGAAUCGAGAUAGACAUUUGGAACCAACACCCUCAAUUGAUGAUUCAGGAUUUGAAAAUAACAAGAAUACUCGAAGGGCAGUAAGCAGCGGCAGCUCUUACAAAAACCGCGAUAGAAGUCAGGUUAACAGCAACGCUAAAAAUGAUCAUGAUAGUAAUCCCGGUUCAAACAAAAAGUUUAAAAACAGGGUUUCUUCGCAAUCUCAGCGAACUCAAAGUACUCGAUAUGGCCGACCAGCAAACCCCGCUCAAUUGGCUACCGUCUCUGUUUUCAGUGAACCAUCUGCAUCGUUCUCAAACAGACGGAAGAGUAACAAUCGCAACUCCAUCCAGAAGUCUUCUGUUGCUCCAACCAACAGUGAGAAUCAGUCGCGCCGUGGCUUCAAGCCGCGCAUCCAGCCGUCUGCCGUAGAGCAAGUCACCCCCAGUGCCUCCACCAGCGUAUACAAGUUUAAGCUAAACAGAGCGCCCGGCUCAGGACGCUGGCAAUACAAAACGAGCCCGAAACCAAAAGUUACCAUUCGAAAAAUGAAAGACGAUGAUGAAACCUCGACCACUCCUAGCAUCAACCCGCUCCUUGACGACCCGCAAUCGAAUGACAUCACGCUGCAAUCUCGAUCUGACAAUGACCUAGAACUGUCGGGCUCGCAUAGUGGACCAGGCUCUCUCCUCGAGAAUGAUACAGAUGAAAACUCAAUCGAAAAAUCACCUCCAGUAGAAACGCUAAGAGUGGAAAUUUCUACGCCAGCUGACUUCAAAGAUGUAUACUAUGAAAUUGCUACCAUUCGGUCUCCUUACACUUUCCAGGUUGGACGAGUCAAAAACACCCGUAUCAUCACAGUCACUUCAACUAUUAAAAAGAGUAUAGAACCUACUGUAACGCCGACGCAAAGUUCUCUCAACGAGCCGUUGACAGAAAAUAUUUUAGCGACUGCAUCUCCAUAUGACAAAGACCAUUACCUCCUUGAUUCCAGCAUAGCUACACUACCUGCCUUGACACUAGGAUCAGACAUGGAAACACCACCUCUAGAGACCUACACUGAAACAUUCAGCACCACACAGACGAUGUUGAAAACGCACAUAUUACCAGUAGUCAGAGAUAUGAAUAUGACCAGCAGUUUAACUUUCAUACAAACGUAUGUGGUAACAAGAUUAGUGACAGCCACGAAAACUCUACCUCCCAUGGAACUAUACCAGUUCAUUCCCAGCAAAACUUUGAAAGAAUUCAACAGCCGUCUUGACGAAGCCGGCUCCGAGCUACACUUGGAGUUAGAUUUCGGAGAUAGCAACGAAGACGAGGAGGGAUCUCCGCGAAGAGUCUUCCCUCCGGAUCUAGACUUGGCCAAUAUCGGGACGGACUUUGACCUUUCGGAAGUGGACAAGUACCGCGUUCCUGACAAUCACUUGAGGCUGAAGAAAGCUCACGGGCAGAACUUGAAGUCGAACCACGUGACGGAGGCGCCCGCGGCGUCCACGCCGGCGCUGACCCCCGAGCAGGCCCAGCAGCUGGCCCUGCUGCGGCUAUUGAACCCCGCCGCCGCCGCGCAGAUCCCCAACGUCGUCACCACCUCCAAACCCAUCCUCACCUACGAAACUGUUUACGAAUCGCACGUCAUACCGUUCUUUGACGGCAAGAACACUGUCAGCAGCACUAUAUCUCGGCCCGUCGCAACGCUAACGAAAACAGAAUACGAAAUCGGGACAAGCAGCUUACCCGCUUUGCCGCAGCCUCUAAAUCCGCUCUUCCCGCAACAAUUCUCGCUAACUUCAACGCCAGUCGUGUUGAACACAGAAGUUACAGCGACUGAGAGUCAAGUUUUGAAAUUAACUUUCGGCGCGAAGACAGUGUAUACCACGUUGUUCAGUACCCGCGUGGUGCCGACGGUGCUGACGUCAUACGUGACCUCAUCCGUGGCCGUGCAGCCCAGUGCCGCGCCCGGCUUCCCCGGGUACUUCCCGCAGCCCUUCCCGCCGUUCCCCUACGUAGGAUAAGUGCAUCACUGUCAGGAAAUUUGUGAUAGAACACUUUCGCGAAUCGCAUAGAACUCCAGUGUUGUGAAUUUUUGUGAUGGAAACACAAAAGUUUUCCUUGUGAGCGAAACUUUGUAAACGAGAGUGCGUUCUCGGUUGUUGUACAGUGCACGUGAUAAACUAUAUUGCUAGUGGUGAACAACAACACAAUGUUGCGAUUUAUAGCUUUUGUGAAACUCGAAAACUCUAAACUUGUAUUUCUUAUAAAGUUUUCCCUAAGCUUAGCCAGGCGAUGUGAGUUAUGAAUACGCCAAGUAGUUGCUAAAAUAUAUCAGAUCUGCAAUAAUUCUACACUGCCUUCGUUGUAAAUAUCGUUAUUUAUACUUUUCAUGUUCGUUGUAAAUAUUUUAAAACAAAAUCAUAAAAUAAUUUAAGUUAGUGUCAAAGUUACGAAUAAAAUUAGUUGUAAAAAUAUUUUUCUAAUGUGUAGUUAGCAUUGUAAUGGAAUUGAAUACUCUUUUUUAUACAUUUUGUAAAUCCUCUAAAUAAUUGAUUUAAUGUAAUAAAAGUUGUAUAAUAA